This is a messenger RNA of Beta vulgaris subsp. vulgaris (sugar beet), 2274 nucleotides long. RefSeq lists its product as uncharacterized. The coding region runs from base 1 to 2274 and encodes 757 amino acids. Gene Ontology annotation, molecular function: RNA-DNA hybrid ribonuclease activity; nucleic acid binding. Lineage: Eukaryota; Viridiplantae; Streptophyta; Magnoliopsida; Caryophyllales; Amaranthaceae. The record is from RefSeq and is a predicted model, not a curated record. The transcript has a single exon.
AUGGGUUUCCCGCCAUUUUGUCGACAAUGGAUUAUGCAAUGUGUUACCACUGUCUCCUAUUCCAUCCUUGUAAAUGGUGAGCCUACUACAAGAUUCAAACCAUUGUGCGGAUUACGGCAGGGUGACCCUCUUUCCUCUUACCUGUUUAUUUUGAUAAUGGAUAUUUUGUCUAGAUUGUUGCUAGAUGGAGUUAGCAAUGGUUCAUUUCAAGGAAUCAAGCUUUCUCGAUCUAGCCCGAUUUUGUCUCACCUUUUUUUCGCAGACGAUUCUUUAAUUUUCUUCAAAGCCACCCCCGAAGCUUGUGCAGGUGUGAAAGAUAUUCUUGCUCGGUUUAGCAGAUUGUCGGGAGAAGUAAUCAAUUACAACAAGUCCCAUAUCAUGUUUAGCCCAAACACACCCCUCAGGUUUAAGAGAUUCAUGAGAAGUAUUGUCGGCACCCCCUCUGAAGAGUCUUUAGGGAAAUACUUAGGAUGUAAUAUUGAAGUGGAUGGUAGAAGUUCUAGAAAAUUUCAACCAUUGGUAGAGAAAGUAGAGAGGAAGGUUUCCAGCUGGCAUCAUCUCACUUUGUCACAUGCGGGAAGGGUCAUAUACAUUAAUAGCAUCCUCUACAUGCUAAGUCUGAACAUUCUAAGUGUUUUCCUCAUUCCUAAGACCACGGUCGAUAAGAUAAAUGCGAUUUUUGCUAGAUUCCUUUGGGCCAAUCCCAACUCUCCAUCGCCAAUAUUCUGGAAGAGCAGGAAAAUCAUCGAACUGCCGAAAGGAGGAGGAGGGUUAGGGAUAAGGAAUGUCCACCUUUUCAACAAAGCACUGCUAACGAAACAAGCAAUCAGAAUCCAUAAUUCACGUCAGUCUCUGAUCUCACAGGUCCUCUUAGCCAAAUAUAAAGCAUCUCCAGUAGAUAUUGUUUUACGGAACAAAAAAAUGGGCAGAGUAUCUUGGGGAUUGAGAGGACUCUGUAAGGCGGUUCAGGAUUGUCGCGCGGGUUUCACAAGUCAAAUUGGUGAUGGAUCAAAUACAGACAUCGAAGGUGAUAAAUGGAUUAGGGAAGGCCCAGUCAUAGUGAAAUCUGGGAUUAAUCUAGCUCACAUGGGAAUUAGACAGGUGAAGGAUCUUCUGAACACACAACAAAAAACAUGGAAUUCUUCGCUAAUCUGGAAAUGUUUCAACUCUGACACUGCCAUGAAGAUAUUAGCCACUCAUAUACCGGCAGAAGACCUGCAUGACAGAUUUGUUUGGAGCGAAUCAAAAUCGGGUGUACCCAAGGUCAAGGAUAUUUAUGCAUUCUAUCUGACCGACAAAGGAGAAUUGAAUAUCACGCAGGAAAACAGACAAUUCUGGAACAAACUUUGGGCCUCCGAUCUCAUACCAAAAUGGAAGUUCUUCACAUGGAGACUACUGAAUAAGGCUCUGGCUACUAGCUCCAAUCUCCUAAAAAGAAACAUUCUGAUACAAGAGAUGUGCUUUCUAUGUAAGCAAUAUAAAGAGAAUGAGAGUCACUUAUUCAGAGAUUGUAAUAUAUCAAGGCGUGUAUGGGCAAGCUCGCUUUUGGGAAUAAGAAUAUGCCCCAUGACAGUCAUAUCUGUUGAAGAAUGGAUUAAGAACUUUCUCAAGCUAUUCUGGAACGAGGAUGGCGUCAAGUCAACACGGGUAUCAGAGUUCAUAGCAGCACUAUGGGCUAUAUGGAUUCAUAGGAAUAACGUCGUCUUCAGGAGUGAAGAGGUGAAUCCGAUCGCAAUUAUGAACUUAAGAAUAGCUCUUCUCAAGGAGAUUAGAGAGAGUAACAGAUUCCGGGAUAGAAACAACCCUCUCUCUCACACCGAUAACUCAAGUUUGGAUAGAUGUCACGACUCUCAGCUUAGUUCUUCUACUGACGAAUGUAUAGUUAAGGUUGAUGGAGCUUGGAAGAGGCAUAAGCAAAAGCAUCCACGAGCGGGAAUUGGAUGGUCAGCCCUCUUGGACAAUUCCAAAAUUUUUGAAGGAAAUGAUGCAGUAAUCUCUUUGUCUUCCCUACAAACGGAAGCUCAUGCAGUUCUCCGAGGGUUACGUGAAGCAUACGCUCAUGGUGUUAACCGAGUUCGCAUUUACUCAGAUAACAGAGUUCUCGUACAAGCCCUUCACAAACGUCAAUACCCUUUCGAAGUUGCAUCUAUCGCACAUGAUAUACAGGCUUUGCGUAGUAAAUUUUUGUUUUGUAAUAUCCAUUAUGUAGGUAGAGAUGUAGUGGCCCCUGCUUAUGCAUUAGCUACAGCAGCCAGAUUAGGUAGUCUCAUAUAA